Molecule: messenger RNA, 982 nt
Organism: Prorocentrum cordatum
Lineage: Eukaryota; Dinophyceae; Prorocentrales; Prorocentraceae
Source: the annotation of a GenBank genome assembly
AUGGACUGCGGAGCGCAAGCAGUCACGCUGAAGGACAGCAUCCUGGCACGGACCGCGAAGCCUUCAGCGGGCAGCACCAUCGUCUGCGCACCCCCGCGCGGCCGGUCGCCGUUGCUUACGCAUCGCAGCCGCCGUUGGAGCGGCGGCAAGUACGUUGCCAAACGCAUGCGCCACAAGGUAAUCGAAGGAGACCCGUCGAAGGGUGUUGCCGACCAGGAGCUUCCAGCGAAACGCCAGCACACCGGUGUCGGCCAGGUGGGUCCAGAGGUGCACCUCGUGAGGUGCUCCAGGCUAUACCUGACUAUACCUGGUGCCAGGCAAGACAGACACUGCGGGCUUGCCAGGACCGGCAGUCUCCGGGCGUGGCUGCCGUGGGCCUCGCAGGGCUGCAAGGAAGGCGGUCCCGCCCUCCAGAUGUCCCCCGAGUCGAGCCUGACGCGCAGCAGCUUCAACUCCAUCGUGAGCCGCCAGCAGGCGAACGUGUCGGAGAUGAUGAUCAGGCACAGCAACAUGGGGCGCCAGGCAGAGAUGGGGCCCGACUGGAAGCCCUCCGCCCUCAUCACCAUCGCGAAGGCGCAGGGCGGCGCGGCCUCCAAGAAGCCGGGCAUCCCCGGGCUCACUGCCCCGAGGUCCUCACCAGCACCGUCGCCAAUUGUGAAGUCGGUGAUGCCCGCGUCGCAGAUGUCGGGCAUGAACAACGUCAUCGAAUAUGCCGAGGCGGAGCCGCCCUCGGAGAUGCAGGCCCUCAGGGCGAACCUCGCGGCGCAGAGCCCCGCUGAGGGGCAGGCGGGCGCCAGCGGGCGCCUGUACCCCUUCUUCCGGAGCAGCUCCACCCCCUCCAUGCGCAGCCAGAACGCGCUGUCGUGGGCCUCGAAAGAGCGGCGCACCCCGACGACGUCGAAGCAGGCACCGUUGACGCCGCAGAUGCAGCGCAUGCCGACGCCGCUGCAGGCGAGCGCGAUGGCGCAGCUGGACGACGGAG